Molecule: messenger RNA, 1374 nt
Organism: Cloeon dipterum
Lineage: Eukaryota; Metazoa; Arthropoda; Insecta; Ephemeroptera; Baetidae
Exons: 12
Coding region: 8-1018 (336 amino acids)
Molecular function (GO): odorant binding
Source: RefSeq, a predicted model, not a curated record
CGUCAAAAUGAUCGCACGGCGGCCGUUUCUCCACUGCUUAUGCAUCAUUGCAACUCUAACUGUGUCACGCGCUUUGGCGGAAAAUGGAGUGCAGCAAGGAAAUGAUCUGAGUCGGGUUCGAGUUCGCAGACAGGCAGAUAACUCAACUACCACUACGACGCCCACAACUACGACGACCACACCUACGACAACCACAUAUUCGACAACCACAACCUCCGCAACUACAACAAAGUCCACCACUACCACAACAGCAGGGAAAUCCACGACAAAGAGCAAAACAGAGCAAUAUGCCAAAGUUCCGUGUUCUGGGGUCAAUCCCAAACUUUUGACCUCUUGCUGCGAGUCUCCAAUCGCGGACUUCUUUACGGAUGAUCAGAAACUGAAUUGCAGCGAAAAGAAAAGGAAACCACUUUUGUUUUCCGCCACUCGCGAGUACAUGCUGAGCAAAUUCCAGGACACGAAAACCGGAUUGAUUGACUUCAGCACGAAGCGUUUUGCCGCACAAAUCGGGCCACGGGCAGUUCUUGCCCAAUGUCUUUUCCAAGAGACGAAAUUGAUGGAUGAGAGCGGCAAUAUUGACGAGGAGGCUUUGAUUUCUUUUAUGACUGAGAACCUUGAUGCGGAAUGGCAAACGUUGAUCUCAGAUGCGAUUACCAACUGCAAGAGUGAAGUUGAAGGUGUGCAGACGGAAACGAUGGACGUGGUUAUAAAGCCAAGAGUCACAAAAACAAGCUCAACAAUGCCGUUCCUAUAUCUUCAAUGUGUCAUAAGACGAGCAAAUGCGAACUGCCCGACGUCUUUGCAAAAAACUAACGGAGCUUGCAAGAGAGCAUUCAGCGUAAUGGGAAGGUGCAGCGUUCAGGAGAAAAGCAGCGGCAAAGCGGCCCGAAGCGCUCGCAGGUCAAACAAAGCGAAGAAGCAGUCCAAAUUUGAGAGGCCUCCAGGCCACUGGGGACCAGUGCUUAAGACGGACCUCAAAUCGUCUUCCGCUAAUCUUGACACCGCGUCAGUGGCCUAAUUAAAUCCACAUCCACAAUAAAUUUUGUUGUUAAAUAAAGGGUGACAUUGUGCAAAGAUAAAUUAAAAUGGAAUCGUGCUCGUUGGACACGUUGAGUUCAUUCAUACCAACCUGGAAGAUUUUGUUAUUCCUGCAGUCCUAUUCAUGAGCCCCUUCAGUUCCCAUAAGAUAAAAAUGAGUUAAUUUCACCUUCAGCUUUAGAGCCGAGGCAAAUGGGAAUUACCUUCUCAUGAAAAGGGCUGCAGUAAAAGUCGAUAUGUUCCAACGAGGACAAGUCCAUAUUAAUUCAUCUACGGGUUUUUACAUUUUGUUAAAAACUAGUUAUAAACUGCAGAGUGCAAAAUAAAAGUUUUCAA